This is a messenger RNA of Loa loa (African eye worm), 4050 nucleotides long. RefSeq names its product RNA methyltransferase. The record is from RefSeq and is a predicted model, not a curated record. Gene Ontology annotation, biological process: tRNA methylation. Bases 9 to 3728 code for a protein of 1239 amino acids. The transcript is spliced from 28 exons. Gene Ontology annotation, molecular function: RNA binding; tRNA (guanine) methyltransferase activity. NCBI's taxonomy places the organism in Eukaryota, Metazoa, Nematoda, Chromadorea, Rhabditida, Onchocercidae.
UUUCAGACAUGUCUGGCGAACAUUUGGAAGGACAAGAAGGCAAGCUCGAUUUAUUUAAAAGAGUGAAGGCAUCUGUUGAACAAAAGAAUUCAGAUUUGGUGACCGAAAUCUGCAAGCACUGUUCAGAAACUGAAGCUUUGUCAUUUCUAGAGUUAUUUGACAAUGCGGUCGUUGAUGAAAUGGAAACGAUGGUAUUCGCCCUCUUUGCAAUAGUAAAAAGAGCCUUACCAGAUAUUAAUGAUAGAGUUGAAAAAAUUGUUCACCGUUUCAUGUGUUAUGGUCAGAGUCGGUUUGUUCGAAAAGCUGCAUUGUCUGCUUUACAUGAAUUGAAGACGAACGCUGUUUGGAAAGAUUAUUUCAUCGUAAUGGAUGUUCUGGAGGAACCACAGUUUCAUUUGGUAGAACCAGUUCUUCCCAUUUUCGACCGUAUACUUUGCAUGUGUAAAGCUACCAUGGAAUGUGAUGGAUGCUUGCCCUGGUUCUGGGUACAGCUGUUGUUUGUGAGAACUCUAAAUCAUCCAAAUGGUUGGAUACGAGUUUGGGCAGUUCAGAAAAUAUUUUCUAUCGAUGCAGCAUUGCUGAAAACGGAUUAUUCAAUCAUUUUAUCAAGCGUAUUGGCUGCUCUUAGUAACAGCGACAUUUAUUGGCGCCUUUAUGAGGAUGCAAAACUGAACAUUUUCAUCAAAGGUUUUGGAUCGUUCCUGGAACAUAUUGCAUCUGCUGGUUCGAGAGAUGACGAGAUGAUUGGCACUGUUAUAGUGCAACAUCGACUGAUACAAUCUAUAGAGCGAAAUGUCGGUAGCACAUGUUUCGUGUUUUUCAGAGUUAUCUGUUUUUGUCCGCGUGAGAUUUCAGAAAUUAAGUACUGCAUACCAGCACCGAUAUACAGCGAUUGUUCGGCAUUGUGCAGACCAGUACUGAAUGCAGUUCUUCGUAUGCCAUGUUUUCCACUUCGAAUUUGUACUACAGCAAAUUUCCUGAAAUUUUUCUUCAAAUUGACAGAAAGGAACUGGCAUGAAGCGCAUUGUUUCGCAUCGUUAUUGUCAGAACUACCAGAAAAUAAGUACGGAUUUUUGUUGGAAGAAUUUUUUUACAAUACAACUUUUACUGAAACAUUUGCCGAUGAUAUGUUGGAAAAACUAGAGGGAUUGCAACGCUCAUAUGUGUCAUACUGCUUUGAAAGAAACAGUUGGCUUACUCAUGCAGUUUAUACGUGGAAAAUAGCAUUAGACCAUGGUCAGGCGUACAAAGUAGCCAUGGAAGUUUUGUGCUCAUUGUUAGCAGUUGACUCAUAUUAUUCCGUUCGUGACUUUAAAGUAGUGGAUAUCAUCUUGCAGCUUUAUACUGUAAUAUCGGAUGACAAACUGUUCGAGAGAGAAGAAUCUCAGUAUUUCAGAUAUGCUCUUAUCGCAUAUUUAGAUACACGUCUUUUCACUGACAUGAAUGAGGUCUUCGAUCCCUUACUUUUCAAUGCCUUGCAUAAAAAGCUGCUUGAAAUGCUCGACGAUGUGAAUUUUGAACAUUGGCUGCUGCGUUCGAUGCUACUUUGUAAUAAGACCACUUUACUAUCCAGGCGUGCAGCGUUAUCUUCAGUUGCAGUAGCUGUGAUCUCGAAGUAUCAUGAUAUAUCUCGGACGGCAUGGAAUGCUGUACUCAAUUUUUUGUUAGCGGAAGAAAAUGAUUCUAAAGCAAGCAGUGCUACAAGUAGAAUGGCUGUGUUUGGGGAAACGAUCGCACAAAAUAAAUCUGUGCUAUGGCAAUUUUUUAUAGCUGAUCACUCUUUCGACUCUGUAUCCAUAUUCAAAUUCUGCAUAAACUCAUUGAAGAUAUUCUUCAGUUGGGAUUGCCGUCGUGCUUUUCUGGAUUUGUUGCUGGCUGUGUUGAAAAAAGCUCCAACCAGCUCGAUGAUUGACGAGAGUAUUGAAACGGUAUUGGCAGUUGCUGCUGAGGAAAAGAAGACACUUAACUAUAUUUCUGUGAUCAGUGAUGUUUUGACAAUCUGUACAUUGGAAUGCGCAUUGCAUACGCAGAAAGUUGCCAAAAUUGCACUAAAAGCUGUUGAGAAAUUAUACGCAGAAAGCGAACAGAACGUACAGAUUGCAGUAAUCCUGGCAGACGCAUUGUAUCAGGCUAGAAAAUUGCUCUGCACCACUUGGUUCUCACUUCUAAUUAAAAUGUGUGCUUUCGGACCAGUUUGUAAGAAAGACACGCUAGUGCUCAAUUUAGCUGUUCAAAUGGCUUAUACGAUGACGAAUUCACUGCCGACUUCCAAUUAUGAAAAAUUGCAUGAAUGUGCUCAGUAUUCCCGACUUCGUGCUUUGCAAACGGUUUCUUGGAUUUGUAAAAACCGCUGUGGUUCCACAGACAAAUUUAUUCAGGAAACUUUUCUCAUGAUGAAAAUCCUUGACACUAUGAAGAAUAAAUCUUUUGGAUUGUCCUUAGCUCAUCGGCAGAAAACACGCCUAUUACAGUUACUCUUGCUUAUCUAUGGUUUCGCAAGUGAGGAAAUCUUGGAAAAACUAGAAUUGUUUUGCAUAGAAUGCUUGAAAGAUCCUUCGCAGCAACCAUCAGUUAGGCUUGUCGUGAGCUGGAUACUCGUUAGACUGUAUUGCAACAAUGAAGUUGCAUUUCAGAAAUUCAUUGGCAUUGAGAAAGAACUUGCGGCUGCAAGAAUCGGAAGUAUUGGUUCAUGGAUCGUAAUAUUAAUGCAUGUUACGAAGAUCAGCCGGACAGACGUUGCAUUUAUUCGAUGCUUUACAUUAUUACAUCCAUGGUGUACUGCACAAAAUUUUACCGUUCGCUGUACUUCAUUGGCAGCCCUCAGAUUGCUUUGGAAUAUUGCUGGAAAUAAAUUGCGUAAUCAGUUUGAUUAUUUACGCUGUAUUAUCGAAUUUGAUAUGGAAAAAGCAGGAAACACAAAACGCAUAAUUGAUAAUUUAUGCAACGAUUUCUAUUUUGCUUAUUUGGAUGAGAAUGCUGAUUAUUCUCUGGAGACAGUUUUAACAAUUCUUCCGGAAAAAGUGGGACUCACAGCACAGGACGUCAUAACAGCUAAUCUUCUAGAAAACAUCUCCACCGAAGACUUUGCUUGUACACGUCGUAAUUCGAACAAUUUGAGUCAAUAUUCGUCCUUCAUUUUUGGUCAAACUCAGCUACAGAGACAGCAGCAGAUUCAAGAACCAGACAGUAUUUCGGAUACAUCAGUCAUUCAGCGGAAGUUUAACACGGUCAAUGUAAAUCGUACUUGCCUCGAAAGUGUAUCACUCAUUGUGGUUGCCUCUCUUUUGGACAAAGCCGCAAAUUUAGGAGGUAUUUGUCGUACGUGUGAAGUGUUAGGAGUCGAAAAGUUGAUUGUCGCAGAUCUUUCAAAAAUAAAGGAUCGCAAUUUCAUGGCGCUUAGCAUGUCAUCAGAGAACUGGAUGAAUUUGGAACAGUCACGUCCGGAAGAGUUGUCGAACCUUUUAUUAUCCUUCCGUGACUCUGGCUAUGUAAUUAUUGGUGCUGAGCAAACUACAAAUAGUACACCACUGCAUAAAAUUCGUUUGCCGUCAAAAAUGGUUCUGUUACUUGGGAACGAAAAAGGAGGAAUACCUAUGGAUUUGCUAGGCUAUCUCGACAAAACUGUUGAAGUUGUACAAAUUGGCCACACUAGAAGCUUAAAUGUGCAUGUCACCGGGGCUCUGUUCAUUUAUCGUUUUUUCGAAGAGUUCAUUGCUACGAAAACAUAAAAUUGAGAUUUGUGUUUUAGUCUUCCAAUUGUUGAAAUUUCGAAUCGUUUCCCCUAUGUUUUUCUGUGUCGAUAGAAUUUAAUCAAUCCAGGAAGCUUGUUUAAACUUCCAUUCUUGUAUCCAGUUGUACUGUCCCCCUUACUGUCGUAUUCAGUUGUGCUUUCCAUAGCCUGUAUGUCAGGUUAAUUCUUCUCCGCCUCCUCAUUCUCUGUUACCAUUGCCGUUUUAAUUAUAUAACUGCAUCAAGUUGAAUGUUCUUGUUUAUUGUUUUUCCGUUGUAUUUUUUGGCUGGUUGUUUUAUUGCAGAACGUUUUAACACUCA